Molecule: messenger RNA, 1697 nt
Organism: Pygocentrus nattereri (red-bellied piranha)
Lineage: Eukaryota; Metazoa; Chordata; Actinopteri; Characiformes; Serrasalmidae
Exons: 11
Coding region: 93-1076 (327 amino acids)
Source: RefSeq, a predicted model, not a curated record
GGCAAAAUGAGCAUGCUAAUGCCCUACCGAGCACUCUCUGACUUCAGGACAUAGCGCAGAGAACUGGCUGCAUCAUUUGGUCAAGCUCUACAAUGUUUGCCUUCAUUCUUUCACUAAUGAUCUCUGUGCCUUGGCUAACUCAGGCUCAAGGUAAAGAGAGAGACAUUCAUCCAGCAAAGAUUUAUGGAAAGAAGACUUUUAAAGAGGGAGGAAAACUGCAGAUCACAUGUAGCACGUUUGGUCCCGAGACAGAAUGCGAGGAAGUUGUUAAUUAUCUGUGUAGGGAUGGUAUUGGAAUAGAGAAGAAAAUAUCAAGGGAACGGGAUGUUCUUUUUAGCAUAGAUGGAAUAACAAAGGACUUUACAGGCAAUUACAGUUGCGUCUACUCAAAAACGGAGUACAGUGUUGAAGAAGUACGAGGACAAGGCUUCGAGUCCAUCUUCAUUACAGUGAAUGAUUCGUUUAUCCCUGCAAAUAUAACAUUGCCUGAGAUAAGCGUGAAAGAAGGAGCUGAUGUGGAUUUCAAGUGUACCUCUUCGAAAUUACCUGACAAUGAUCAGAACAACAUUUAUGCCUAUCUGUGCAAGAAUGGAACUGUUAUUCAGUUGAACAUCUGGAACACAGAGAAGAUGGAGACAAUCUUUACCCUAAAAAAAGUCAGUAAGACAGAUUCUGGAUCAUAUGCCUGUGGCCUGAUGGCAGAUAUACAGCCUAUACCGAAAACAAGAGUGAAUGGAAUUAACCAAGUAAACCUUCAUAUUACUGAAAACGUGAAUGACGCAGUAAGAAUUGUGGUGGGCUGUUCUAUUGCGCUCCUGCUUAUACUUUGCUUUCUGGGCCUUUAUGGAGUCGUUGAAAAGCAAGGAUGGUGCAGAUGCCACAGUGAAAGAUCGACUGAACAUGGCGCUGAAGCAAGAGGAGGAGACUUUUUAAGCCAAGGACAUAUUUCAUACACAAAUCAAAUGCAAAACCAGCCCAGAUUCAGAAGCGCUGCAGAAUGGGAUGAUUUCUCUGACAGCAGUGAGAACGAUCAUGCAUCAAAUGAGGAUUUAUAUCAGGUGUGUGAAGACGUGUAGAAAACCCUACCAGCAGUGAUAUCUAUGCAGCACUUCAGAAGACUACAAAGACCAAAGAGAGACAUUACAUUUUUUUUUAUCACAUUUUAUUACUACAUUUAUUUUUUUCACACUGCUAACAUGUCCUGCAUGCACACUAUUGUAAACAUUUAAUAAAAGUGAAGGCUCCAGUUCACCCCACAAUGUUAUGGAAAUCUUGUUGGUUUGCAAAGAAAUUAUAUGGGGAAAAACAUUAGUUCUUUGUUGAUAACAGUCCCUUUUAUUUAGCGAUAUUAAUUCCACAUGUAACAUAUCUGAUUGAGGUGAUCAAACCUUCAGGAACAUUUGAGUGUAAGAAUUUAGUAGAUCUGAUCAUAACAGUAAUAAAGCUAUGCAGGAGUAUGGUUGGGGUUCCUAAUGAUAAGCUUAGACUACUGCUGCAAACAUUUAGUCAAACGCUUUCAUUCUGUGUUAAUGAACCUAUUACUGGCGAUUAUCUAUUGAAAAAUAAAAUGUUGAUUUUUUCAUGUUAAUGUUUACAAAGUUAGUGUAACUUUUAGAUUGUAGUGUAACCUGGUUCUUGAUGGUGAAAGAUACCAACAGUCCUGUAAAUAAAGUACAUCAAAACAAUAAAUAUAAAGU